AGAGCGGGGAUGCGCACGAGCACGACGACGAGGAGGCGGUUUUGAUUUUUGGAGGGCUUUUUUUUUUUUGAUUUUCUCUUCUCCUCUUUAUUUUCCCCUUCGUUGCGUGGUUUUCCUCCGCCAUCUCUCGUCUCGAAGCUUCUGGAAGCUUCGGGGGGAGGGAUCCGGUCCGGGCGCCCGCCCGCCCGCCCCCUCGCCUCGCCUCGCCUUGGGCGCCAGUGGCAUGGCGCUGUGGCGGUGUAGCUCCUCGUGGCUAUCGCGCUCGUCGCUGGGGUGGCCGCCCGCGGGGGGCGUCGGGGGCGGGGAGUCGAAGGUGUCGCCGGAGAUCGCGCCGGUGGACGCGGGGGAGGGGGAGGAGGAGGGGGAUGAGGAGGGGUGGUCGCUGCUGCUGCCGGAGCUGCUCACAGAGAUCAUGCGGCGGGUGGACGCCAGCGCCGAGCGGUGGCCGCCGCGGCGGGACGUGGUGGCGUGCGCCUGCGUCUGCCGCCGGUGGAGGGACGCCGCGGUCUCCGUCGUGCGGCCGCCGCUGGAGUGCGGGCGGAUCACGUUCCCCUCCUCGCUCAAGCAGCCUGGACCGAGGGAUGCGCCGAUGCACUGCUUCAUCAGGAGGAACAAAAAGAACUCAACCUUUUAUCUUUAUCUCAGCUUAACGCAGGCCCUAACAGAUAAAGGGAAAUUUCUGCUGGCUGCUCGAAGGUUCAGAAACGGGGCACAUACAGAAUAUAUCAUCUCUUAUGACUGUGAUGAUCUAUUUCCAGGCAGCAAUUCAUAUGUUGGAAAACUGAGAUCUGAUUUCCUUGGUACAAAGUUUGUCGUCUAUGAUAGCCAGCCACCAUAUGAUGGUGCUAAGCCCUCACGGAACCAAUCAAGUCGUCGCUUUGCAAGCAAACAGAUCAAUCCAAAUGUUUCAGGCGGUAAUUAUGAAGUUGGACAAGUUUCAUACAAGUUCAACUUCCUCAAAUCAAGAGGGCCAAGAAGAAUGCAGUGCAGUAUCCAGUGCCCUGUGGGUCAGAACACUGCGUCUGAUCAAUUGAAGGACAAGCAGUUGAGCACCUCAAGUUCCUUGGUUCUAAGAAACAAGGCGCCACGAUGGCACGAGCAUCUCCAGUGCUGGUGCUUGAAUUUCCAUGGCCGGGUGACGGUCGCCUCCGUGAAGAACUUCCAGCUCGUCGCCCCAGCUGGAACCAGUGAUCCAUGGGGUGUUGGAGACGAGGAGACGGUGAUCCUGCAGUUUGGUAAGAUUGAGGAUGACGCAUUCACAAUGGACUACCGGCAGCCGCUGUCGGCCUUCCAGGCGUUCGCCAUAUGCCUCACAAGCUUCGGCACGAAGCUGGCCUGUGAAUAAGUGUAACUUUGGGGGGUUGAUGAUUUACCGUGCAUAUGGGAUGAUCCCCCCGUUGUAGCGGAUAGCCUGAAGGCCUGAACUAGCGCCCCUGUUGAUCCAGGAGAACAUAUAGGGUGUAAAAAAGGCAACAGGGGCACAUCACAGUGUCCCUAACUCGACUCUCUUCUCUUCCUCCCUCUCGUCUGAUGAUGUGGAACUUUUGGUUGUGUGAUCUCGGAGAGAUGAUGGUAUUAACUCUUUGUUGUAAAUGGCACUCCUCCCUCGCUGAUUUACCCGUGCAUAAUGUAUACCAUUCUCCGGUUGAAUC
Messenger RNA from Oryza brachyantha (malo sina), 1652 nucleotides. Its product is annotated as tubby-like F-box protein 9. NCBI's taxonomy places the organism in Eukaryota, Viridiplantae, Streptophyta, Magnoliopsida, Poales, Poaceae. The transcript is spliced from 4 exons. Bases 224 to 1345 code for a protein of 373 amino acids. Gene Ontology annotation, molecular function: protein binding. The record is from RefSeq and is a predicted model, not a curated record.